This is a messenger RNA of Ceratosolen solmsi marchali, 3259 nucleotides long. It is a transcript of the gene Hira, whose product is annotated as histone cell cycle regulator-like protein. The record is from RefSeq and is a predicted model, not a curated record. The transcript has 11 exons. Gene Ontology annotation, biological process: chromatin remodeling; DNA-templated transcription; regulation of DNA-templated transcription. Gene Ontology annotation, cellular component: HIR complex; nucleus; chromatin. The coding region runs from base 471 to 3080 and encodes 869 amino acids. NCBI's taxonomy places the organism in Eukaryota, Metazoa, Arthropoda, Insecta, Hymenoptera, Agaonidae. Gene Ontology annotation, molecular function: protein binding; nucleosome binding.
UUUAUUACAAUAAUUAGGAUAAUUAUUCAAAUAACAAUCGUAAAAGCUAAGAAAGUAUAAUCCGGAGAGUCGUAGUGGCCGGAGUGGUAAAAUGAAUUUUUGCGCGGCUUAAUAUUUGCCAAUAUUUAAUUGAAAUAAACGGGACUGAUUUUAUUCAAAGAUGAGCGAAUUUUUCUGGGACUGGUACUUGCCAUAUGGUUGCACAUACUAGGUAUUACGUAUAGUAUAAAAAGAGGUUUACAUUUGGCGUGGCAACAUUGCUUUAGAAUUUGCGAAUUGUCCGCGUGCGCCUGUAUUGCCGUCGUGUGACGCUUAGGGUGCGAGGUUUUUAUGUGCGGUGUAUGCUCCGAAAUGCCGCAAAAUAUUUUGAAUGAAAAAAUAGCAGUAUGAUACUGUAUAAAGUAUUUUAUUGUCGGGUUAAUGUGGAAGGUGCUGUUUUAACUAGUUAUUGAGUAAAUUGUAUAUAAAAUAUGAGACUCGUUAAGCCUAAUUGGGUUACUCAUGAUGGUUCUCCAAUUUUUUCUGUGGAUAUUCAUCCAGGUGGCAAAAGAUUUGCCACGGGAGGGCAGGGUGGAGAUUCUGGUAGGGUAGUAAUUUGGAAUUUAGAACCAGUAUUGAAUGAAGCAGCAGAAGGAAAUUCAAACAUUCCAAAAAUGCUUUGCCAGCUAGAUAAUCAUCUUGCAUGUGUAAAUUGUGUUCGAUGGAGCAGUACUGGUUUAUUAGCAUCGGGCGGUGAUGAUAAAUUAAUUAUGAUCUGGAGAUUAGCUAGUGGAGUUGGAGCUAGUACUUUAUUUGGUGGUAAAACUGGUGUAGAGACAUGGAGAUGUAUCGCAACAUUACGCUCUCACGAAGGUGAUAUUUUGGAUCUUGCAUGGGCUCCCCAUACGCCUUGGUUAGCUUCGGCUUCGGUUGAUAAUACAGUGAUUGUAUGGGAGACGUCAAAAUCAUCGAUAGUCGCAGUUUUAAAAGGUCACACUGGAUUAGUGAAAGGAGUAACAUGGGAUCCAGUUGGAAAGUACUUAGCAACUCAGUCAGAUGAUAAAACUUUAAGAGUUUGGAGAACAAACGACUGGGGUGAAGAAUCAUUAAUCACCGAGCCAUUUGAAGAAUGUGGAGGUACGACUCAUGUUCUGAGGCUUUCAUGGAGUCCAGAUGGUCAGUAUUUAGUAUCUGCUCAUGCUAUGAAUGGUGGUGGACCAACUGCCCAAAUUAUCGAAAGGGAUGGUUGGAAGCAAGAUAAAGAUUUUGUCGGUCACCGUAAAGCAGUUACUUGUGUUAGAUUUAAUGGAAAUAUAUUACAAAAGAAAACUAGUGGAGUCAAUAAACCAUUACAGUUUUGUUGUGUAGCUAUAGGUUCUCGUGAUCGUUCUCUUUCAGUCUGGUCAACUUCUUUAAAGCGUCCUUUAGUUGUUAUUCACGAACUAUUUGUGUCUUCAGUGUUAGAUAUCAGUUGGUCAUCUUGUGGAAUGUGCUUAUGCGCUUGUUCCAAAGAUGGAACAAUAGUUUUUAUAGAAUUCACAGAACAGGAAUUGGGUCAACCAUUAGAUUCAGCUCAACAAAUUGGUAUUCAAGAGCGAUUAUAUGGUAAAUUAGCCCAAGGAGGCUGUACUGUUAUGGAGGCUCCAGAACUUCUUAUAACAAAGCCUCCACCAGCGCCGCCAGAAUCGUUAUCUACUCAGCCUUUAAAUUGUGUACAAACUAUAAAUUCUGUGUCAUCCAUGCCAUCAAAAGCACCUAUUAAUAAGCAAAUUGAAACAAGAACUUCAGAUGGCAAACGAAGAAUAACACCAAUGUUUAUACCACCACCGCCAGACAUAAUGGACAGUGGAAUUAAUAAACCAGUUCCUACGGCACCUUCCUCUUCAUUUUCUAGCAGUUCGCAAACUAAAAGCUCCAUCGUUAUUGAGAAACGAGAUGAAGUUGUACAACCAAAUGUUAGUUCCACUAUUAAUUCCAAUACAUCAAGCACAACGGCGGCAUCGUUACUUACAUUAAAGCGCAAAGAACAAAAUUCACAAAAACCAAAUCAUACAUCGCCAACAAAGAAAAGUAAAGCUCCUAUAGAGAGGAAUGGUAACACUGUAUUACUACCGCCAUUAAAAGCCACAAAUAAUAUUUACCAACAAGCUGGACAUUAUGCUGUCUCUAUAACAAACAAUCAAAAUUUAUCUCAUUUACAAAUGUUCCAAGGAACAAGUACGGAACCAGCUUGGGAUCAUUAUUUAGGUUACAGCGUCACAGCUCUUGCAACCUCAUCGUCAAUAGUAGCAGUAUGUCUAGAAGAUUGGAGUGUACAUACAUUUUAUACAGCGAAGGGAGCUAGAGCUACUCCCCCGUUUGCCCCGCCAUCGCCUAUAGCAAAACUUCAUGCUGCUGGCAGUAUGGUAAUGGUCAUUUCGUGCUAUGGAGAUGUCCGGGUAUGGGAGAUAUCUUUAAACUUCUGUCGUCUUAUAGUAUCAACAUCUGCUGGACAUUUAAUUACUCCUGGUAUAUCGUUACUAUCAUGUACUUUGUAUAACGGUAUGCCACAUUUAGCGUUUACUAAUGCCAGAGCUUACAUUUAUCAUAAAGAAAUGGGCACAUGGUUGGUAAUCGGCGAUAGUCAGGAUCCGGUGUGGCGGUGGUCAGCCGUUAAUGCUACAAAUAGUACAGGAAUAGGAGGUCGAAUACCAAGAGGUCCUCUAUCCGUGCUUCAAGAAGGAUUAAAUAGAAUUGCUGGUAGUUCUAUACCACCUCUUAGAAUGCCUCAUAGUGUUUCCUGCAUAAUUUCGUAUUUGGAGCAGCAAGUUUUAAUUUCAAAAGCACUUGGUAGUUCACAGGAAUACGUCCAUUGGUUAAUGGCUUUCGUAUCUUUUUUAUGUACUCAUGAUGGUCUUGAACAUCGAUUAAGGAUAAUAUUGGAUGAUCUCAUGGGUCCGAGUCAUAGUUCUGCAAAUAAAAGUAAUUGGGACUCUAUGAUUUUGGGCAUUAAAAAACAUAAGCUUUUAGAGGACAUUUUGAAAAUCCUUUCUACUCAAUUACGGUGGCAAAGAUUAUACCUUGAAUAUAAUGAACAAUUAGAGGAAUUAAAAAAAUUAUGAAAAAUGAUGGAGAAUUAUAUAUAUUUUCGAUGCAGCGGAUAUUUUGGAUCAAGCAAUUUGUAUAUUUCACGUAACUGUUAAUGAUAAAAUAAGACUGUACAGAGUUUGAUAUGAAUGAAUAAAUUAUUUUUAAUUUCUAUGACUGGAUCACUUUAAAUGUUUGUAUGUAAUCAAAGGAG